AUGCGACUAAAUGUCGAUAUAUCUUCAUCGUCACUACAAACAAAUUUAGAAAAAGACUACAUCAUUGCAGCAAAUGAAAUUUUUCACAGUUAUCGUAUCGAACAAGCACUCUCAAAUGAUAUUUCUCGGAAAAUCGGUCCAAAAAACGUGAUAAGAGUUCAGGAAAUCAUUUACGCUGUAGACAUUCAUCGGAAGGCUAUGAAGUCGGUCUUUCAGAUUUUGUCGUUUGGUGGCGACAAGGACGAGCUUUUCUUGCAUUUCAGUUAUGUAAGUUUCAAUCUCUCGUAUAUGUUUUUAGCAAACUAUGCAGCACAAGAGGUCACGGAUCACAAUAACCACGUGUUUGUAACCACAUACAAUGUCCAAUGGUACGCAGCACCUUUACGUAUUCAGCGAAUGAUAUUGUUUCUCCUGCAAAGAGGCGCCAAGACCUUCAGCCUGAACAUUGGUGGAUUAAUUAUAGGAUCUUUAGAAAGUUUCGCUUCGGUAAGAUAUCUAAUGGAAGAACUUCAACGAAUAUGUAACGAGCUAAAAGACGAGAAUGAAAUUGCUAUCAUGAAGAAGUACGGAAACAUCGCGAAAUUUUUCACGGCCGCACUUAUGUGUAAGAGCAUAAUCAUUAGAUAUUUUAAGCGAACAGAAAAGCAGCGUUCUAUGCAGUUAUCGCAUCGAACAAGCACUAUCGAAUGGCAUUCCUUGGAAAAUCGAUCCAAAGAACGAAAUAAGGAUUCGUAA
Messenger RNA from Dinoponera quadriceps, 735 nucleotides. RefSeq lists its product as uncharacterized. The transcript is spliced from 5 exons. Gene Ontology annotation, biological process: sensory perception of smell. Gene Ontology annotation, cellular component: membrane. The coding region runs from base 1 to 735 and encodes 244 amino acids. The record is from RefSeq and is a predicted model, not a curated record. Gene Ontology annotation, molecular function: olfactory receptor activity; odorant binding. Lineage: Eukaryota; Metazoa; Arthropoda; Insecta; Hymenoptera; Formicidae.